Marchantia polymorpha subsp. ruderalis is the source of this 3843-nucleotide messenger RNA. The record is from the annotation of a GenBank genome assembly. Lineage: Eukaryota; Viridiplantae; Streptophyta; Marchantiopsida; Marchantiales; Marchantiaceae.
GAGAGCUCACGGAGGGCUUUGGAGAAUUGUUAAUGUCGACAGGAGAGGCCCUUUAUGUUCGAGCGAUGGACAUGUCAGAGACAGUUUUCGCAGGGCCUCGUGGUCACCAUUCCCUUUGGCAGAGUACGUUGCGAUAUGCAAAUCCUUCGAAGAGAGCCGGAGUCAGCUUUCAGCUGGAAAGGUCGAGCUUGGAAUGUGUUCGCGGCAGUCCACGAGUCAUGAUUGCGAUGUAGAUCCGGAGCGCAAUUCUUCACCGAGUGGCUGAAGACCUCGUUUGAUGUCAUCUGACAGCUGUAAAUUUCAUUUAGCCCACCACAAAAAUUAGGAGAAUUGGUACAGUAUUCCAAAACUGAAACUGCUGUGCUCAGCAUACAAAUGGAUGGUUAUGAUCUUCGAACAAACUCAGAUCUCACUACUUUUGUUGCCCAGGAUUAGAGUGUUCAUUGUCUGUGCCCGAUAUGCACAAGAGUUGUUUUCGACCCUUGAAGAUAAUUUCGUUUGUACCUGGCGAACAUAGAUCGGUAGUUUCUCUAAAACCCAGCACCAGCGUGCAGCUUCUGUAUGGUGUGAGAAGCCUUCGGAUGGGCUGGCUUUGGGGACGAGAAGAAGAUGCCGGAAAUGCCGAUCACCAUCAAGGAACGAAGAUUGCAGAUUUGUUCUCGGGUUUCUGUUUCGAGUCAUGAAAACUUCGGUCAAUCAAUCCGACUACCAUGAAGAUAACGGGCAUUCCACGCUCUCCACACGUGCCUUGCGAAAGCAAAUUGAUGGCCUGGGCAUCGCGGUCUAUUCAUCUCUCACGACGCACUCGUGUUUCGUUGGUCUGGAUCUCCAGAUACGAAUUCGCCACCUCGUACUAUUUCUGUAGUUUCAGGGAAUCAGAUCGUACAUCAUAUGCUUGGGGAAUAGACUGGCACGACGCAGUGUAAGACCAAUGUGCUCGAGAUGGGAGAGGUGGAGAUGAAGGUGUGAGUUGGCAGGAGGGGAGGGGAGUGCAGAGAACGAAGCACGUCCCUCCCUGAACGCCGGGCUGGCCAAGACUCCAGUGAGGAAAACUUGUGACCCGAAGAAUCCUCAUCCGACGAAUCCUCCAUGUCGGAUGAAGAAGCGAAAGAGAUAUUAAGCGAGCUGGUUCCGAAUGCGCCAAGGCUUGCUAACUUUCCACCAUCCGGUGCAACCUCGAUUGGCUGAACAAAGAACCUGGUCUGCAGUGCUUUCUAUCCACAGCAAACCUCCUCCUGUUUGGCCUCACCUCGCCUCGCCUCACCUUUCGAGUGGACGUUUCGUGUCCGAACGAGGAGUGCGGUUGCUGCUGUUCUGGCCAGCCAUCCCUACGCCAUGCUUGCCUAGAGUUUCCACAUUAGGCCACUGUGGCUUCUGACCCUUCGAUUCCCACGACCCACUGCCAUGGCAUACGGUACCUCGAGGUUCUAGAUGUUCCAGUCUAUGUCUCUUCGGUUAGGUCGGUCCAAAGCUGAACAGCCACUACAGUGAAGCUGAUCCGUUGUGGGAAGAAUAGACAAAACUUUCGGUUAGAGAGCGCAUUGCUCAGAGGACAUUGCUUUUGGCGUGAAGAACACCAUGGCGCCACUCGCACUCGCCUUCGCCUUUGGCGCUCUGAGUUGACGUUUGAAGGUGCUCCUCGAAUGAAUGAGGGAAGUGGACCCAUGGCGAUGUCCGACUCCUAAAAUGUGUUCGUAGUAGUCCGUGUUCCUGUGAGUUGACACUGUGGUCAAUCGAGCAAGCAGUCAUAUUGGUUGGUGGGUUCAAGAAUCGGGGGUUUAGGAGGAAGAGUUGGGUCUGAGUGCACCGAUCCACUGAUUGAUCGAUCGAUCGAUCGAUUGGAGGGAUCGGGCUCUGAGGAUUGUCGCUGAGAGCCUCGCAAUCGAUGUCGGGCUGGUUAGGGAAUUUCCUCAUGUGGAAGUCGGGCAAAACAUUUCCGGAGAAGCCUCCCAAGGUGAACGACAGUCUUUCAAAAAGCUUUUCCGGGUUCUCACCCUUUUCAGGGUUCGCAGGGUUUCCAGUGGAUGGAUUCCCGAAGAAUUUAUUGUGGGUUAUGGGUUUGGGUGUCGGAGGAAUUAUUAUCCUCAUCCGUCGGCGUGGAAAGCAUGUAUUCUGCUGCCGAGGAGAUUACAAAGCUUUCAUUCAACAGCUGGUUCUAGCACCUCCUGGCCCAGCGUCCCCUUCAUCGCCUCGGGCUCUUAAAAAUCUCAAAUUUGCCGUCAAAGACGCGUUCGAUAUUGAGAAGUACGUAACCGGCUUUGGAAGCCCAGAAUGGACACGCACUCACGAUCCUGCCACCCGCAGUGCCGUGGCGGUCUCUGUGCUGGUGCAAGCAGGUGCCACUUGCGUUGGAAAGACCAAUAUGGAUGAGAUGGGGUUCAGCUUGGAUGGCUACACCCAUGAAAGUUAUAAUAAGCCGGUGAAUCCGGCUGCACCUUGUCAUAUGGUUGGAGGUUCUUCUGGUGGCUCUGCAGUCGCUGUUGCUGCUGGUCUUGUUGAUUUUGCCCUAGGAAUCGAUACACUAGGAGAUGUGAGAUUACCUGCUGCCUGUUGUGGCAUCCUGGGCUUCCGUGCUUCUCAUGGAGCCGUCUCGACAGUUGGUGUUUUACCCGUGGCUCAAAGUUUCGAUGCAGUUGGCUGGUUCGCCAAGGACCCUCACAUACUACGACAAGUCGGACUAGUUCUUCUGCAGUUUCCAUUGCGAGAGGAACUGCGAGCACCGAGAAGGAUAUAUGUUGCAGAUGAUCUCUUCAAGAAUUCUGCUUUUUUGAUUGAACACUCUCUCGAUGUUCUUUUGAGGGCGGUUGUGAAGGUUUUUGGCCGGCAGGUGUUGCACCACAUCAAUAUGGGAGAAUUGUUGACGGACAAGCUUCCAACUCUCAAAGCGUUUUCGAACGUUGAAGAGAGACUUGUUGAUACUGGAGGCACAGAAGCGUACAGUGUCAUUCGAGAUUGUAUGCUUAUGCUUUAUCGAGAUGAAUUUCUACGAAAUCAUCAUGACUGGCUGGAUAAGCUCAAGCCAAAACUUGGCAAGGGAAUCUCGGGAAAAGUGAGAGCUUCUUAUGAACUGACCUCUAGUACGCACCUGGUGCCAACCGCUAAAAGGGUGAGGGAAGAAGUGCGAGCUGCCUUUAGUGACCUCCUCAAGCAUGAGACAGUUUUAGUCCUCCCAGCGAUUCCCGGAACACCUCCCUGUUUGAAUGCUGAAGAUCGAGUUCGGGAAAAGUUUCUUCAAGAUACCUCUCUCCUGAUGUGCUUAGGUAGCAUGUCAGGAGGACCUCAGGUCUCACUACCCACUGGAGAGGUAGAUGGACUUCCAGUUUCAGUGUCAAUUCUGACCAGAAUCAAUGGAGAUCGCCUUUUGUUCGACACGGUGCAAUAUCUGUUCCCAGCAAUAGCGGAAGAAACUCAGGGUACCAGGAAAGUCUUGCGGAUUUGAGGCAGUAGAUCAAGUUAGCACUCAAUCUAAUACAAAAGAUUUGUAUCGACAACUGAUGGAUACUUUUUGCCACUCUAUUGAGGUAGUUAGGGUCUGUUGGUUCCCGUUCUUUGGUUCUGGUCUGUUCAGAUUGUAACAUAUGUUCAGUACGCAGUUACUGUAUGGUUGUGUCACCAAUACCUUUGUAAGUCAAACUCCUAGGCAGUCACAUUUAUGUGCAGCUCAAAGAGCUUGUACGCAUGUAACUGCAAGCAUAUUAUGUACAUACGACAGUAUACUCUGGAAUGAAAACUCAGAACUUAGCACCUUUAACGUCAUGGUACAUUCAAUUUACGUCUCACUCGGGCGAUAUGUAUGCACUCCUGUGGGCACUUUUGUGACUAAUAUAUGUACUGAUAAGAUAA